AUGGCGGCUACUGGUAGUGAUGGGUUUGAGGAUGAAUGUUUCAAUUUCACUUCAAUUUUUUCAUAUGAUAAUCCUCCGACAAUGUUGUGUUUUGGAGAUUAUGGCAAAGAAUGUGAUUUGAAGAUUGUGGAGAAUUCUGCUAAAAUGGCUGAAAAAUCUGGAGUUACAUGCAGUGAUUCAUCCUCCACUUCUUCAACAAAUUACACACUACCAAAAUGCAAGAAAAGAUAUGGGUUGGGGAGUGCAGAAUCCAUUCUGAACUCCGGCGUUAAUUCCAGAGCUCCUGCAGAAAUCCAGAAAUACUGUAAGAAAACUAAGUCGACAAACUCAACUGUCUCUGGCCAUGCGAAGGAAAAGAAAGAGAAGCUUGGUGAAAGAAUCACUGCGUUGCAGCAACUUGUGUCACCCUUUGGCAAGACAGAUACAGCAUCAGUGCUUCAUGAAGCAAUGUGUUACAUAAGGUUUCUUCAGGAUCAGGUUCAGGUUCUAUGUUCUCCUUACAUGCACUCUCUGCCAGAGGACAAAGAAAUGAUGGGGGAGAGUGAAACCGAAACAAGAAAUGAUCUAAGAAGCAAAGGGCUGUGUCUGGUUCCUGUUGAGUUAACCCUACAUGUAGCAGACUCCAAUGGAGCUGAUUUCUGGUCGUCUUCUACGGUGAACAAUAACGUUUUGUCAAACUAA
Fraxinus pennsylvanica is the source of this 681-nucleotide messenger RNA. The record is from the annotation of a GenBank genome assembly. Lineage: Eukaryota; Viridiplantae; Streptophyta; Magnoliopsida; Lamiales; Oleaceae.